AUGUCAAAGAGACAUUUGUUAUCAAGAAUAAUACAGUUAGUUGGCCGCGGCUUGCGAAAUACCUGUUUAACUUCUAUUAGAAUCAUGGAACCCAAAGUUAACUUAAAACAAGACCCAGCUUUCGUAGAAAUACAGAAAUUCUACGAUGCCAAUGCCGACAAAAUCAACAUACAACAGCUUUUUAAAGAAGAUGCCGAUCGCUUCAAUAAAUUCAGUCUCCGCAUCCCUACACCGAAUGACGGAGACAUCUUGCUGGACUACUCCAAAAACCGCAUCAACGAGCAGGUGUGGAGUCUACUGCUGAACCUGGCCAAGAGCAGAAAUGUGGAGAAAGCAAGAGAUGCUAUGUUUUCAGGUGAGAAAAUAAACUUCACGGAGGACCGCGCAGUGUUGCACAUAGCUCUGCGCAACCGUCAGAACCGUCCCAUCCUCGUGGGCGGCAAGGAUGUCACGCCCGACGUCAACGCAGUCCUCGCUCACAUGAAGGAGUUCUCCGGACAGGUCGUCAGUGGACAGUGGAAGGGGUACACAGGCAAGCAGAUCACAGAUGUGAUCAACAUUGGUAUUGGAGGGUCCGACCUGGGGCCGCUGAUGGUCACCGAAGCUCUGAAACCUUACGCCAACCAUCUAAAGGUACACUUUGUAUCCAACAUCGAUGGUACCCAUUUAGCCGAGGUGCUGAAGCGAUUGAACCCUGAGACGGCGCUGUUCAUCAUCGCCUCCAAGACCUUCACCACUCAGGAGACCAUCACCAACGCUACUUCAGCCAAGACCUGGUUCCUUGAGGCUGCUAAGGAUCCGUCAGCCGUUGCGAAGCACUUUGUAGCUCUAUCAACAAACGCUGAGAAGGUGACCGCGUUUGGGAUUGAUCCCAACAACAUGUUCGGAUUCUGGGACUGGGUGGGAGGCAGGUACUCACUCUGGUCAGCUAUCGGUCUGUCUAUCUCCCUCUACAUCGGGUACGACAACUUCGAGAAACUUCUAGAAGGAGCCAGUUUCAUGGACCAACACUUCACCACUGCGCCGUUGGAGAAAAAUGCACCAGUGAUCCUAGCGCUCCUCGGCGUGUGGUACUCGAACUUCUACGGCGCGGAGACACACGCGCUACUGCCUUACGACCAGUAUUUACAUAGAUUCGCCGCUUACUUCCAGCAAGGUGACAUGGAAAGUAAUGGUAAGUAUGUGACUCGGUCGGGGGCCCAGGUUGACUACAGCACGGGCCCCAUCGUGUGGGGGGAGCCCGGGACUAACGGACAACAUGCCUUCUACCAACUCAUACAUCAGGGGACCAGAUUGAUCCCCUGCGACUUCAUUGCGCCGGCGCAGACUCACAACCCGAUCUCUAACGGCGUGCACCAUAAGAUCUUACUCGCGAACUUCCUCGCACAGACUGAAGCGCUCAUGAAGGGGAAGACUGCUGACGAGGCUAAAGCCGAGUUAGAAAAGUCAGGCAUGGCAGCGGACGCGGUCGCUAAGAUCCUCCCGCACAAAGUGUUCAAGGGCAACCGUCCAACUAACUCCAUCGUCGUGAAGAAAGUCACGCCAUUCACUCUCGGAGCUCUUAUUGCUCUUUACGAACACAAAAUCUUCACUCAAGGUGUGAUUUGGGACAUUAACUCCUUUGACCAGUGGGGCGUGGAACUCGGCAAGCAAUUAGCCAAGGCGAUAGAGCCCGAAUUACAGGACAAUAGUCCCGUUUCCAGCCACGACGGGUCCACAAAUGGACUCAUUAACUUCUUGAAAGCAAACUUUUAA
Molecule: messenger RNA, 1755 nt
Organism: Spodoptera littoralis (African cotton leafworm)
Lineage: Eukaryota; Metazoa; Arthropoda; Insecta; Lepidoptera; Noctuidae
Source: the annotation of a GenBank genome assembly